GAUAUAGAUAAAUAGAGAGUGAGGCACCCAAGGAAAAUGCGAGCGAGGAUGAGAGCUGUGGCAGUAACGGCUCCUCAUGCCCUGUUCUCGUUACCAUCGACGCCAUCAGCCAGCGCUAGCAGCAGUAGCACUGCCAUUAAUUUUGAUUCAGUUUCACGUUUCCGGCGCCUGGGGUUGUUCAGAUUCAGAGCAAGAGUCCGUCACCGUAAGCCAAUUCUGAAUGCCGCGUCUUCGGCGGGAGCGGUGGAGGUGGGGUUCAGGGAGAUUCAGGAGAAGUGCAGCAAAUGGCAGUGGAAGGGCCAUACCAUUAGUUAUCUUGUUGUUCAUCCUCCACAAGCUCGCUCAAGUGAUCCCCCUGUUCUUCUUGUUCACGGCUUCGGCGCCUCCAUUGCUCACUGGCGCAGGAAUAUUAUGAUACUGGCUGAAAGUCAGACUGUUUAUGCCAUUGACCUUCUUGGUUUUGGUGCAUCUGAUAAGCCAUCAGGCUUUGCAUAUACAAUGGAAAUAUGGGCUCAGUUAAUAUUGGAUUUCUUGGAUGAAAUUGUUCGUAAACCAACUGUGCUGAUAGGGAACUCUGUUGGGAGUCUUGCUUGUGUCAUUGCUGCCUCAGAAUCUACUAAUGCCUUGGUUCGAGGGCUUGUACUAUUAAACUGUGCUGGUGGCAUGAACAACAAGGCAGUUGUUGAUGAUUGGAGAAUCAAGUUGUUGUUACCCCUGCUCUGGUUGUUUGAUUUCUUAUUGAAGCAACGAGGAAUUGCUUCAUCAAUCUUUGAGCGUGUCAAACAAAGAGAUAAUCUGAGGAACAUCUUAUUAUCAGUUUAUGGGAAUAAGGAAUCAGUGGAUGAAGAUCUGCUACAGAUCAUUAAGGAACCGGCGGAUGAUGAAGGGGCACUGGAUGCUUUUGUUUCCAUUGUCACAGGCCCACCAGGGCCCAACCCAGUGCAGUUAAUGCCAAGACUCUCCUUGCCUAUUCUAGUCUUAUGGGGCAACCAAGACCCAUUCACCCCUCUUGAUGGCCCUGUAGGUAAAUACUUCGCUUCCCUGCCUUCUCAGCAACCCAAUAUAAGCCUCUUUAUAUUGGAGGGAGUAGGACAUUGUCCCCAUGAUGACAGACCUGAUUUAGUCCAUGAAAAGUUGAUUCCUUGGUUGGCUUCUCUUCCUACUUCAUGAGAGUCGUUGCUUUAUUGAUAAAGUGUUCUGGAAAAGGAAAUGCAAAAGAUUGAUCCUUGAGGACAUUAUCUUAGCAGCGUGUCUCCAACUAAAUGUGUUUCUUGUGUUUACAUUUAAUAAUUUUCUAUGCUCCAUCUCCUAGGGGCUAUUGUUGUUUA
Molecule: messenger RNA, 1328 nt
Organism: Vitis riparia (riverbank grape)
Lineage: Eukaryota; Viridiplantae; Streptophyta; Magnoliopsida; Vitales; Vitaceae
Product: pheophytinase, chloroplastic
Exons: 6
Coding region: 37-1170 (377 amino acids)
Biological process (GO): chlorophyll metabolic process
Cellular component (GO): chloroplast
Molecular function (GO): chlorophyllase activity
Source: RefSeq, a predicted model, not a curated record